CGGAGGAACCCCAAUGCGGCGCUCGCACCGUGCAGAGGCCGCCGCGCAGCCACCCAGCCGUCAAAUUGCCGAAUAUCGAUUCGCAGCUGCUGCAGAUGUUUUUUGGUCAACAAAACAAAACAGCCGCCGCUUCGCCGCCGAGCAAGCAAAUAUACAAAAAUACGAAAAUACCAAAAUACAAGAAAGUCGGUCAGGGAGAACCGAAAUAAGUCGCGAAUUGUGAAUUAAAUGCGCUAAAAUUGCGGUAGCCCAGUGCAGUGCGGAAAUAGAGGCAUUCCAACUUGCAGCAAAGAGCAGCUCAUAUUGAAAAUAUAUAUAUUUUUUUUUUUUGGAGACCAGUUUGAAGCGCAGCGCGAUGGAUAGAAAUCCCGUGAGGCAGUCGACGUCAUCCGGCACCGUAGAAGGUGAAUCCAGCGAACAGGAGGAGCAGAAGACGCCCAGUGCGGCCGAAUAUAUGAGGAACUUCAAGAACAUCAUAGCGCCGGGCAACGAGGCCUCCAUGACCAGGGAGUUCAAUCCGCAGGUGGCAUACGAAUUCGAAAAGUAUCUCAAUCCGCAAAAGCUCAAGCAGCACGUCCUUAGGAGCGAGAAGCUGCGAUCCAUUCUGGAGCACUAUGCCAAGGAGUCGGGCACGCCGCUCAAGCAGAUGGAGCGUCAGGCCCGGGCGAUCAUUGAUGAAAUCGGCCUCGAUCGGAAUAUGGCCAUCAUCCGGUGGUGCGGCAUUGCCAUUACGGCGAUCGGCAAGCGGAUCUGCGAUGGAUUCUAUGUCAAUUCGGCUAGCAUGGCCAAUGUGCGCAAGGAUAUGGGCAAGUGCCCGGUGCUCUAUCUGCCAAGUCAUCGCAGCUACAUGGACUUCAUCCUGAUGUCCUACAUCUGCUAUUACUACGACAUCGAGAUACCAGGAAUAGCAGCCGGCAUGGAUUUCCACUCCAUGUUCGGAAUGGGCACCAUGUUGAGGAAAACAGGAGCGUUCUUCAUGCGCCGCAGCUUCUCCAACGAUGAGCUAUACUGGGAUAUUUUCCGGGAGUAUAUGUACGCGCUGGUGGCAAACUACCACAUCGGCGUGGAGUUCUUCAUUGAGGGCACGCGCUCCAGGAAUUUCAAAGCUCUGGUUCCCAAAAUUGGACUACUCUCGAUGGCUCUGUUGCCAUAUUUCACGGGCGAAGUGCCGGAUGUGAUGAUUGUGCCAGUGAGUGUGGCCUACGAACGCGUCCUGGAGGAGCAACUGUUCGUCUAUGAGCUGCUGGGUGUGCCCAAGCCCAAGGAGUCGACAAAGGGCUUUUUCAAGGCCCUAAAAAUCAUCGACGAGCGAUUUGGCAAGAUGUUCCUCGACUUCGGAGAGCCCAUCUCGGUCAAGGAGUUUUUCGGACACGACAGCGCGCAGCGAAUGCAGCGAGCAGGCGUGGGUGGUCACUUGCAGAAGCUGAACCGCCAGGAGGUGGAACUAGUCAAACAGCUGGCCAAUGAGAUUAUCUACCAGCAGCAGCGUCGCAUUGUGAUCUCCACGUUCAAUCUGCUUAGCCUCUACUACGCCAGUCAAUUGUAUGCCCAAAGGAGUGUCACUCUGGACGAGCUAGCACGAGGUGUUCUGCAUCUGAAGCGAAUCUUCGAGCAGCUGGGCGCCCAUGUUAGCACGACUCCGAGCAGCAUUAAGGCGGAUGUGAUUGAUGCUGUGGAGAUACACUCGAAUAUUUUACAUUUCGCGACUGGCCGCCUGCAGUUUACGCCCAUGGCAGCCAAGCAACUGGCGGAGCAGAUCGAUGUUAAGCGCCUGAAAGCCCAUGCCCUGUGUCCACAGACCAUGGCGGUGGCUGUGCCCAUGCUGGCACUGCAGCUCUACAUUAAUCCCUGCAUGUUCUGGCUGGCCAGACCCGCCUACCUGCUGCUGGCAGCGCUCAAGGAGCAAAAGAAUCAACAGAAGCAAUCGACGGACAUCUCGUACGAUGCCAGUUUGUGUGCCCUGCAUGCGCACGUGACCACCAUGGACGCGCUAUUCCAGCACGAGUUCAUCAUUGAAUCGAAUCGCGAGGCGGCCGAGUUUGAGACGCAUCUGCAGCUGCUGCUGGACGAACGAGUUGUGGAGGUAGAGACCAGUGGCCGGAUCAAUGUGCAGGACAAUGAAUGCUCGCAUGUCAUUCUGGCCGCCCUGGCGCCAUUCCUCUGCCUCUACUACCAACUGGUGGUCACGUUAAGAAAGAUCCCUUUGGAGCUGGAGUUCAGUAACAAGGAGCUGCUCGUGCGCGUCCAGCAGCAUGUGGAGCAGCUCCUACAGCAACCCGGAGCCUCCGCCUCUCAUGUGCACCCAUAUUGCCUGGCCCUGGACAAUCUGAACAUUGCCAUCUAUGCGCUAAUCCAGAGGGGCUACCUAGUGAAGAGCAGGGACUCUGGUCAGAUGAAGAUCGCGUCCACUCCGGGAAAGUGCCUGCGAGAACUGGAAACGCAGCUUCUCGAGUACUGUCAACUAAUGCCAUUUGCUCAAUACUCGACGGCGGCCAACCAGCAGGCCCAGUUCCACAUAGCCAAGUUAUAACUGGCAAACGGAAAUGGGCCGGCGAGGGAGGCGACAAGGGAGAGGGACACCGAUUCGAGUACCGAUACCCAGUCGGGUCCCAAUCAGUGUAGUACAAUUACCAUUUCAUUGCCCAUGCAGUUCAUCCAGUUUGUUGUCGGCCUGCUCAAGAAUUGUCGCAUCAUCUGCAUACUUUUCAUCAUCGUGGUGUUGUCGCCGCUGUGGCAGCUGCUCCACUGGAUCAUCGUAUCCACCCACUCAUUCACGUAGGUUAACGGGGUGUCUGGUUAGGAUGGGUCGAUACUAAUAGUAUCCUAUUUAUAUUGGCAUAAUUAACAUUCCCUAUUUUCCACCUGCCAUUUAAGAGUUUUUGAUAAUGUACAUAGCGACACCCAUUUGUUAGGAAGACAAAAGAGCUAUGCUAGAAUAAGAUUGAACUACAAUUUUGUGACUAGCGAAAUCGAUCCAUCCUUGAGUGUUAGUGUAUCCGAGUGCAUAGAGAAUCUUAUAGUCUAACAACUGAUAUUUUAUGUCCAGUUCGCUAUGAAGCAAAUGAAAUUCACGAAACCGCCAAAAACAUACACUUGCAAAAAAGUGGAUUUUUCAUUCAAAAAUGUUGUAUAGACAAGCCGGUUAGUGUUAGAUCCCAUCGAAAUAUAUAUCACAUAUAUUUUUAGCCGAGGAAUUCAUAGAAAUGUUGCCAACAAAAUGUAACAUUGAAAGCACAUUCACUUUUUUUAACGAAAAUAGUUUAGCACAAUUUUUAAGUCAAUUUUCACACGCAUAAAUGGGUUUUUAAUUUGUACACUAGAGUGUUGAACGCAUUUUUGUUUAAUUUUAAGUUACUUUAGGUUUAAGCUGGUGUUAAGUUUGUUUCAGUUUCUGUAUUUUAAGUUGUUUAUGCUCAUCAACCCUGCAUUAUUUUUAAAUAUUCCAUUGUGCCAAUAGAGAAGUCAGCACCACACAAAGAAAAAUAAAUAAAAAAAACUUGCCCUAGUUAUAUAAAC
Molecule: messenger RNA, 3516 nt
Organism: Drosophila melanogaster (fruit fly)
Lineage: Eukaryota; Metazoa; Arthropoda; Insecta; Diptera; Drosophilidae
Gene: Gnpat
Product: glyceronephosphate O-acyltransferase
Exons: 4
Coding region: 356-2530 (724 amino acids)
Biological process (GO): ether lipid biosynthetic process; lipid metabolic process
Cellular component (GO): peroxisome; peroxisomal membrane
Molecular function (GO): glycerone-phosphate O-acyltransferase activity; acyltransferase activity; acyltransferase activity, transferring groups other than amino-acyl groups
Source: RefSeq, marked reviewed